This is a messenger RNA of Trichophyton verrucosum HKI 0517, 1839 nucleotides long. RefSeq names its product fungal specific transcription factor, putative. Gene Ontology annotation, molecular function: DNA binding; zinc ion binding. Bases 1 to 1839 code for a protein of 612 amino acids. The record is from RefSeq and is a predicted model, not a curated record. The transcript is spliced from 3 exons. Lineage: Eukaryota; Fungi; Ascomycota; Eurotiomycetes; Onygenales; Arthrodermataceae. Gene Ontology annotation, biological process: DNA-templated transcription.
AUGGAGCGACUACGGCACUACGAGAAUGUUCUGCGUGAUGCAGGAAUUCCUUUUGAGCCUUUUGAUACUGAGCGAAUGGAUAAAUCCACUACUGAUUCAACGGCGCAAGCACAGGGAGAAGCAGCAAGGCAAAAGGGAGAAGGAGAAGAAGCUUCACUAGCUCUCCAAGAAGGUAAAUUAAUUACACACGAUGCGAACAAAAAAUAUUACGAGCAUCAACUUCUGGCAAGUUUGGGUGAUGAGUUAAAGCAGAAUCUACAUGGAAUGCCAAUACGUGCACCAUCAACUGGACUAUACUCCUCAUACCUGCUUCUGGGGUCGAUGGCAUCCAGUCCUCCAGCUGAAUUCCCCUCCAGAUCAGAGAUCUUCAAGCUGUGGUCAACCUUUUGUGACAAUGUUGAUCCGUUAACUAAGAUCCUCCAUAUACCCUCAGCAAAUGCUCUUUUGACUCAAUCACUGCGAUCUGAGGAGAGCGACUUCAUUUCACAAAAGCUGCAGGGUUUGAUUUUUGCGAUCUGUGCAUGUGCAGUCAUGUCGAUCGGGGACAAUGAAUGCCAGGAUAUGCUGGGCUCAAGCAUAUCCUUAGAAUCGCUCCUUGCAGCUACUGCAGCCUCGCUGGUUGAGUCUUCCUUUAUGCAGUCCCUUGAUCUUAUUACCCUCCAAACCUAUGUGCUGUUUCUUACAGCCUUGCAGCGAGAUUGCGAGCCUUCAUGUUUUUGGACACUGGUUGGUAUUGCUAUUCGAAUUGCUCAGACCAUUGGUAUUCACCAAGAUGGGACCAAAUUUUCACUUUCCCCCUACGAAACCGAGAUGCGGCGUCGUCUUUGGUGGUAUAUCGUAAGCCUUGAUAUACGCGCUACAGAAAUGGCAGGAUCUGGAAAAGCCACCGUCCCACAAUCAUGGACCACGACUUUGCCGUUGAACAUAAAUGACGAAGAUAUAAGCUCUGAUAUGGCCACAUUCCCUUCGGAGCAUCUCAAAGUAACGGAAAUGAGCUUCCCCCUCCUUCGAUAUGAGACAUCUCGGUUUUUGCAGGCUCCUGGCAAUGGCAAGUUGUCUGGCAAUCUUGAGGAUACGAUAGCAGGAUCCAGCUUUUCGUCCUCUCGUAUUAAGAACCUGAAAAGGUGUUUCGAGGAGCGGUUCCUGCGCUUUUGUGAUCCAGUAAUACUCUUGCACGUCCUGUUGACGGUCACGGCUCGCUCCACGAUAUGUAAGCUCCAGCGCAUAUCUGAGGUAUUUUACGCCUCCGAUAAGAAUCGUCUUCACUCGCUCAAUAAUACAGAAACAAAAAUCUUAUACGGGAUUAAAAUGCUACAAUAUGACGAGCUUGUUCACGCCACGAAGUCUUCCGAAAAAUUCCGGUGGUAUGUUGUCAAUUAUUUCCCUUGGGAAGCAGUAAUUGGAAUGCUCAAAGCAAUCACCGCUCAAGAGACGUGGAAUGAUGGUAAAGAAACUGCUUGGAAUCAUAUAAAGGAUGUAUACAACCAUCACCCCGAGUUCAGCCUCCGCAGCUCAGGGGUGUCAGGGGUUGUAAGUAAACUGACGCUGGCAGCGUGGGAAACACGGCUUCAGACCUCCAACAGCAUGAUGGCUCCAAAAUUGCCAGGUUUCAUCGAACGGUUAUACUCUCAUUGCAACCAGUCAUCAAAUUUACUCCCUUUCAAUGCACGCACUCCUAGCUUGGAACAUAACCAUGCUGCCACUCAUAUUAGCCCGGGGUUAAUGCUGGGUGACCAACAGCUGCAACAAACGUCUUUCUGGGAACCCCAGGACAUGGAGGUCGUUUCAUGGGAGUCCAUUAUUUUGCCCUUUAAUCAAGUUGAAAACGAGAAUCUAUAA